AUGCUUCUGCUUAGCUACUUGUGUGUCCUACUUGGACUUGGGCUCUCUUCCGCCAUUCCUGUUCAGAAGACUGAUGAUUCAAUGACCUGGACUCCAAGCACAUCCACCUCAGCCAGGCCCACUACGUCUGGAGCCAUCCAAACAACCUCUUCUUACCAGAGCUUUAGUACUACUGGAGUAACUUACUACGGAAGUACUGUAGUACCUUCUACUCCAGCUCCUGCUUCUGUCGGACCAUCUUGUGGAAACUGUACUCCUUCGGUAGUUUGGAACGACGUGAUCUUUUUGAUUGAUGCAUCCGCAGCUUCUACUACGAAGAAUGUCGGAGAUAUGUGGUCAUUCAUCCUCUCGUUCUGCGAAUCUCUUAAUGUUCAACGUAGCUCUUACACUGAUAAUCUGCAGUACGUGAGAGUUGGAGUUAUCGCAUACUCUGACGAUGUCAAAGUAGUGGCUGGCUUAGGAAGUGUAAGCUUCGAUGAUAUGUUUGAUUUGGAUAUCCCAUAUUUGGCUGGAGGAUUGAAAGGAACUAAUUUGGAGAAAGCCAUUACCACAGCCAGUGAGAUGUUCGAUUCUAGCGCUCACAGACCUAACUCUCGUAAAGUUCUGUUCGUCAUUGCUCCUGAUUACAACCCCGCCGGUACUACUGCUCCUCAGAAAGUUGCUGACACUUUUAAAGCAAACGGUGGAAUUCUUAUAGCAUUCGAGUACACACCAUCUGUUGGAGAGCCCAAUCCUGGUCUCAGAACUCUUGCUUCACCCAACUAUUUCUUGAACAAUCACGAUAACGGAAUCGACGAUGUACUCCAAGCACAAUGUGAUGCCAACUGCUUCUGUCUGCAGAACUACCUUGCUUAUGGAAACUCCGCUCGCGGCACUCCUGUUUCUGGAUGCUACUACCCCGUCGAUUUACCUAGUUCUUUCAUGAUCGGAAACAGAAAUUGUUUGAAAAAUUAUAACAACGGUUACAUAGCCUCAGUUCAAACUGCUGACAAGCAAAACUUCUUAACUUCAAUCACAAACAACUCUAUCUACAUCAUCGGAUUAGAGAACAAGAAUGGUGUCCUCCAAUGGAGUGAUGGAUCAAAUUUGGGAUCCUAUCAUCCAUACAGAAGUGGACCUCCUUCCUCUUCUGAUAUGGUCAUUGUCAACAACGGUUAUUGGGAUUUAACAAACAAUCGAAACGGCUAUUGGUACGUCUGUGAAUCGAGCCCUUGUUCCGCUAAUAAGUAUUGUGAUUCGGUCUAA
Messenger RNA from Auanema sp. JU1783, 1245 nucleotides. The record is from the annotation of a GenBank genome assembly. Lineage: Eukaryota; Metazoa; Nematoda; Chromadorea; Rhabditida; Rhabditidae.